Microplitis demolitor is the source of this 1050-nucleotide messenger RNA. RefSeq names its product stress-associated endoplasmic reticulum protein 2. Lineage: Eukaryota; Metazoa; Arthropoda; Insecta; Hymenoptera; Braconidae. The transcript is spliced from 3 exons. Gene Ontology annotation, biological process: endoplasmic reticulum unfolded protein response. The record is from RefSeq and is a predicted model, not a curated record. Gene Ontology annotation, cellular component: endoplasmic reticulum. Bases 314 to 508 code for a protein of 64 amino acids.
ACCAAUCACAAUACAGGAAAUACACACUUACAUUAAAAAAAUUUAUCAUGGUAUUGAAACGUCACUAAAGUCUACGAAAAUUUGUCACAAUCACAACGACAAGAGAUAAAAUAACACAGGACAGGGUAAAAAUUAAUAUAAGAAUUUGUAAGUACACCAAUUAGAGGAGAGAGUAACAACCACAAGACACAAGAGCAGUUGUCGUAGAAACAGACACCAGUGUACAUAUUUCGUUCAAGUCGGAUAAUUGUUAUCCAUUAGACUGUUUGUUUUAUAAAUUAAUAAAUUAUUUAUUUAUAAUUAAAUUAUAAUAAUGGCACCAAAACAAAGAAUGCGCAUUGCCAAUGAAAAAGCAACCAAGAACAUUACACUACGUGGUAAUGUUCCUAAAUCAUCGAAACCACAAGAAGAAGGAUCACCAGUAGGACCUUGGCUACUUGCACUGUUCAUCUUUGUCGUCUGUGGAUCAGCUGUAUUUCAAAUUAUCCAGAGUAUCCGGAUGGCAUAAAAAAAAUAAUAAUUAAAGAAAAAAAAAUGACGAGCCAACAUCGAUAUUAACUCAUAAUGAAACACAAAACAAUAAACAUUGAAAUAAUUAUUUGUACCUCAUUGUAUUAAACAAUUGACUGGAAAUUUAUAAACAAUAUUCACCUAUUUACGACAACUAUUAAAUUAAGGCUCGUACAAUAUUUUACUACACUAAAUAAUUAUUUUAUUUUUUUUACUUCAAUUGUUUUUUUUUUUUUUUUUUUUUGUUAAUUACAAAUGAGCUCAAAGAUUCAUUUACGAAAACGUAGCAUUUAUAAGCGUUUAAAUAUUUAAAUUUUUUAUAAAUUGUAAAUGUCAUUUUUAUUUUCCUCAAUGGAAGAAAAAGAAGAGCCAUCUAAAAAUAUAAAAAUGUUGAAUUUGAUUGAAAUCAUGGAUAAAUCAUCGAAACAGAAUUUUUUUUUGUUCUAAUGUUAAAUACAAUGGAAUGUGCGGGUUUUUAUUGAUACGAAUUUUUGUGCUAACAUCGAUAAUAAUGAGUAUAAUAAUAAUAAUAAAUGAUUA